Molecule: messenger RNA, 2655 nt
Organism: Eutrema salsugineum
Lineage: Eukaryota; Viridiplantae; Streptophyta; Magnoliopsida; Brassicales; Brassicaceae
Product: protein SMAX1-LIKE 3
Exons: 3
Coding region: 1-2436 (811 amino acids)
Source: RefSeq, a predicted model, not a curated record
AUGAGAGCUGGAGGCUGCACGGUGGAGCAAGCCCUCACGCCUGAGGCUGCAAACGUGGUGAAACAAGCCAUGGGCUUGGCUAGAAGGAGAGGGCAUGCCCAGGUCACACCUCUCCAUGUGGCUAGCACCAUGCUCUCUGCUUCCACGGGUUUACUUAGAACAGCUUGUCUCCAAUCUCACACUCACCCUCUUCAAUGCAGAGCCCUCGAGCUCUGCUUCAACGUGGCUCUAAACCGCCUCCCGACCUCCACGGGGAGUCCUAUGUUAGGGGUUCCAACUUCCCCUUUCCCUUCUAUCUCCAACGCUCUCGGUGCAGCUUUCAAACGAGCGCAGGCUCACCAGCGGCGUGGAUCCAUCGAGAGCCAGCAACAACCGAUUUUAGCUGUCAAGAUUGAAGUGGAGCAGCUCAUAAUAUCCAUCCUCGAUGAUCCUAGCGUGAGUAGAGUGAUGAGAGAAGCUGGUUUCUCGAGUCCUCAAGUGAAGACCAAAGUCGAGCAAGCUGUUUCUUUAGAGACUUGCUCCAAAACAACCUCCUCGAGUAAACCCAAAGAAGGGAAGUUGUUAACUCCUGUCAGGAACGAGGAUGUCAUGAACGUUAUAGAUAGUCUAGUCGACAAAAAGAGGAAGAACUUCGUGAUCCUGGGAGAGUGUUUAGCCACUGUUGACAAAGUUGUGAGAACAGUGAUGGAGAAAGUUGACAAAAAAGAUGUGCCCGAAGCUUUAAAAGACGUAAAGUUUAUAACUUUAUCGUUCUCAUCGCUUGGGCAACCGAGUAGAUCCGAUGUGGAGCAUAAGCUAGAGGAGUUGGAGACACUUGUGAGGAGCUAUGUCGGAAAAGGAGUGAUUCUAUAUCUGGGAGAUCUAAACUGGUUCGUAGAGUCUAGAACGAAAAGUUCUUCACUGUAUAACAACAACUAUUGUGUUGUGGAGCAUAUGAUAAUGGAGAUUGGGAAGUUGGCUCGUGGGUUGGUCAUGGGAGAUCAUGGGAGGUUUUGGUUGAUGGGUCUUGCGACUUCACAGACUUACGUGAGAUGCAAGUCUGGUCAACCUUCGCUUGAGUCCCUUUGGUGUCUCACUACUCUCACUAUUCCGGCGACGACUAGUAGCCUUCGUUUGAGUCUCGUCUCCGAGAGUGAGCUUGAAGUCAAGAAAUCAGAGAAUUUACCUCUGCAGCUGCAUCCAUUAAAGGAGCAGCUCAGUUUCUGUGAGGAAUGUUCUGUCAAGUUUGAGGCAGAAGCACGGUUCUUGCAAUGCAGCAAUAGCAAUGUUACCGUUGCAGCUUUACCUGCGUGGCUUCAGCAGUACAAGAAUGAAAAUAAAAAAAGCGACACCGAUUCACACUCUAUAAAGGAACUUGUGGUGAAAUGGAACUCAAUCUGCGAUUCGAUCCACAAGAGACCAUCUCUAAAAACACUCACACUCUCUUCCCCUACUUCUUCCUUUUCUGGUUCUGUUCAACCUUCGAGUACUCUCCAUAAUCUUCAAAGCAACGGUGAUUGGCCCGUGAUCGUGACAAACAAGUAUCGUCAUCAUCAUCAUUCCAUGACCCCUGAUGCAUCCCACUUAAGACUGUUUAUUCCAGAACAUGACAGCGAACAAAAAAACGAGCUUUUCUCUUCGAAUCCUAAUUCGACAAUUAACUCAGCCGCUUCUUCUAGCGAUGCAAUGGAGGUGGAACAUGAUUCUUCCAGGUUUAAAGAGAUGAAUGAUGAAAACCUAGCAACACUAUGUGAUGCCUUGGAGAGCAAGGUACCAUGGCAGAAGGAUAUAAUCGUGGAGAUAGCGAAAACAGUCUUGAAAUGCAGAUCAGGAUCGAGUACGAGGAAGAUCAACGGAAAUGAUGAUAUAAAAGAAGAGACUUGGAUGUUCUUCCAAGGUCUUGACGUAGAGGCUAAAGAGAAGAUCGCUAGAGAAUUGGCCAAACUUCUCUUCGGAUCUCAAAACAGCUUCGUCUCGAUCUGCUUGAGCAGUUUCUCAUCGCAAAGAUCGGAAUCCGCAGAAGAUGUGAGGAACAAGAGGUCGAGAGACGAACAGAGCUUAAGUUACAUUGAGAGAUUCUCUGAAGCUGUUUCGUUAGAUCCGAACAGAGUGUUCUUAGUGGAAGAUAUAGAGCAAGCUGAUUAUUUAUCUCAAAUGGGGUUCAAGAGAGCUAUCGAGAGAGGAAGAGUUCGUAGUUCGAGCGGUGAAGAAGCUUCGCUUGAAGACGCGAUUGUGAUCUUGAGCUGUGAAAGAUUCAGUUCAAGAUCAAGAGCUUGUUCUCCUCCCGUUAACUCUGCCGGUUCAGAUCAAUCGGAAGAGAAGAACGUUGCUACUUGUGUUGCACUCGAUCUCAACCUAUCUCUUGAUGAUGACGUUCGUGAAGAAGAAUCAUGUGAUGAGAUUGGCUUGCUCGAAGCUGUGGAUGCACGGUUUCAUUUCAAGUGUUCGUCAACAUAACAUCAUGCAUGUGUGCAUGUAAGUAUGUAACAUGGCCAAGUUUAUGAACAUGGACUUAAUCAUUCCGAUUAAAUCAUGUGUUUGUUUCCUUACGUAUUUCUCUUUCAUUGGGACAAUACUCUUGGUUAAACGUGUAGUAGUAGAUUUUUUUUUUUUUGGUUUGGCUUAGGAACCUUGUAGAAGGAUAUGGGAAUGGGAAAAUUGAGAAUUUCUUCUUUC